CAUGGAUCAGCUGACGAUUGCUGGCUCGACCAUUCUGCAGGCCCUUGAGCAUCACCAUUCCUUGUCAUCACAUAAAUCUGUAUUCAAUCUCUCAAAAGACAUUCAUCGAUCGUACUGAGCUGCCUCGUGAUCUUCUUGAUCAUAUCCUUUUCAUCACUGUUUUCUUCCUCGCAUUAGCUUGUAUUGCUCGAGAGGCAGUGGUCAUCUUUAUCUCUUCCGACGUUCCACAUCUGACCUACGACGAUGGGCGGAGAUAACAAGCCAAACUCGCAAAGAGCUGGGACUGACUAUCCACAGUUGGCAACUCGACCGAAAGGGAAACAGAUUUCCGAUAUCUAUCGCAACCGCCUCGGACAGUUCGUUGACAAUGGUCAAUAUAAAGAACAAGGCCUUUUGGCCAAACUCGACGACGAGCGGGUCUCUGGCGAGCCGCAUGUGAAGAUUUCCGUCUGGAGUGCACCAGAGCUAACUCGACCAACCUUUCAAGAAGCCACCAAGCAAGGAAAUAAGUAUCGAGCAACUUCCAAAGGCGCUUCGUUCGGACCAAGUUGGAGUACGCACUGGUUCAAAGUCUUGUUCACAAUUCCCUCAAGCUGGUCGUCGAAGCCACUGAUAGAGCUGCACUGGGAUGCCAACAACGAAGGAAUGGUGUGGACCUCUGAUGGCAAGCCAUUGCAAGGUUUAACUGGUGGUGGGGAACGGGUAGAGUGGAUCAUCCCAAAGGAAUUCCGAAAAUAUGGUGAGACGCAGACCAUAUAUAUCGAGAUGGCAUGCAAUGGCAUGUUCGGAAAUGCUCCAGGUGGCGACUCAAUCCAGCCACCAUCGCCGGACAAAUACUUUCAGUUGUCGGAGGCCGAUCUCGUCAGCGUGAACGAGGACGCCCGAGCACUUCGCUACGACUUCUGGAUUAUAGGCGAUGCUGCACGGGAAUUCCCAACCGAUGGCUGGGAGCAACACAGGGCAUUACAAAUCUGUAACGAAAUCAUGGAUUGCUUCAUUGCUGGGGAUGGCUCAAACGCAAGCAUCAAAGAGUGCAGAAAAAUUGCCAAAGGCUACCUGGGAAGUGACGUCGAUAGUGCGAAGGUAUACGAUAACGACAAGCCGGCACUGGUCAACGGUAUUGGUCAUUGUCACAUCGAUACCUGCUGGUUAUGGCCGUGGGCGGAGACUAGACGCAAGGUCGCUCGGAGCUGGUCCACCCAGUGCAAUCUGCUGGACAGAUAUCCAGAGCAUCGAUUCUGCGCUUCACAGGCUCAACAGUACAAAUGGCUCGAAGAGCUUUAUCCCUAUGCCUUUGAUCGCGUCAAGUCACAUGUCAAGGAUGGCAGAUUCCAGCCUAUUGGAGGAAGUUGGGUAGAACAUGACACCAAUAUGCCAUCUGGCGAAUCUCUUGUCAGGCAAUUUCUCUAUGGUCAGCGCUACUUCGAAUCUCGCUUCGGCGAGAGAUGUCGGACAUUCUGGCUGCCAGACACCUUUGGCUAUUCUUCACAGCUUCCACAAAUCUGCAGGUUGGCAGGCAUGAACCGCUUCUUCACCCAAAAGUUGAGCUGGAACAACAUCAACAAUUUCCCCCAUACCACAUUCAAUUGGGUGUCGCUCGAUGGCAGUCAGGUCAUUUGUCAUAUGGCUCCUUCCGAAACAUACACGGCUGAGGCUCAUUUUGGAGAUGUGAAGAGAUCUGUGACACAGCAUAAGAGUAUGGAUCAGGACGCGACAUCACUCCUUGUGUUUGGCAAGGGUGAUGGUGGAGGAGGGCCGACGUGGGGUCAUAUUGAGAAGCUCCGAAGAUGCCGCGGUAUCAGCGACAAGAUUGGGCUACUGCCGCGCGUCAGCAUGGGUGGUAGUGUCGAGGACUUCUUCGAUCGUCUGGAGGAGCGCGCUGCCACCGGCAAGACGGAGUUUGUGACCUGGUACGGUGAGCUUUAUUUCGAGCUCCACCGAGGUACUUAUACCACGCAGGCCAACAACAAGCGGAACAAUCGCAAAUCUGAAGUGCUCCUUUACGACAUCGAGUAUCUCGCGACUUUGGCCUCCAUCGAGGGCAAAUCGAGUUACACGUACCCCAAGAAGGAGAUUGAUUUCAUGUGGGAGAGCGUGCUGCUUUGCCAAUUUCAUGACUGCCUGCCCGGUUCCAGCAUUGAGAUGUGCUAUGAUGAUUCGGACGAGCUCUACGCCAAGGUCUUCGAGACAGGCGGCAAGGUACUGAAAGAUGCCUUGCACGCGCUCGGAUUCACAGAUGAUGAUACUACCACCCCAAUUGCCUUGAAUACCUUGGGCUGGCAACGGGAUGAGCUACCCACUUACAUCGAUAGCACAGGAUCGGUGAGCUUCGCGAAUCACACCGUCGGACAGCCAGCGGAUGCACGCCAGAUCAGUGUCACUCGUGAUCAAGUCCGCGUUGCAGAGCAAGAAAAUGGCGUGUUUGUGCUUGACAACGCAAAGCUUACAGUCAAAGUGGUUGACGGAGCGAUUGUUUCGCUAUUCGACAAGAAGGCUGGACGCGAAAGUGUGCCAAAGGGAAAGAAGUCAAAUCAGUUCGUCAUAUUUGACGAUAAGCCACUGUACUGGCAGGCCUGGGACGUUGAGGUGUUUCAUCUUGAGUCUCGCAAAGAGCUACAGGCCUCAUCAAAGACGACCAUCACAUCCGAUUCGUCGUUCCAUGCCGCAGUGACAACAACUACCAAAAUCUCGGACAAAUCCUGGAUCAAAUCGAGCAUUUCGCUCAGCAAGGAUAGCUCGUAUGUCGAAGUUCAAGCCGAGGUAGAAUGGCACGAGACGAUGAAAUUCCUCAAGGUUGAGUUCCCGACCAACAUCGUGAACACCGAGGCCUCGUACGAGACCCAGUAUGGCAUUGUACGUCGACCCACCCACUACAAUACUUCCUGGGAUAUGGCCAAAUUUGAAGUGUGCUGCCACAAGUGGGCCGACCUAUCGGAAAAUGGAUACGGCGUCAGUGUGCUUAACGAAAGCAAAUAUGGGUUCGCCACGUGCGGUAGCCUGAUGCGUCUGUCUCUACUUCGUGCGCCCAAGGCCCCGGAUGCGCACGCCGACAUGGGUCGACACAACAUACGCUGGGCCAUUCUGCCGCAUGAAGGAGCUCUGUCCUCGACGACGGUGCGCGCGGGCUACAAUUUCAAUCACCCGAUGACCGUUCACCAUCACCCAACACCAGGAGUCUUAACAAACCUCAUGGCCGCCUUCAAGCUACUGGAGACGAGCAAUCCUAGUCUAGUAGUGGAUUGCAUCAAGCGUGCCGAGGACGAUGCCGACGCCAGCAAUGGAUGGCUUCCUGCCAGGGCGAAUGCGAAAUCCGCCGAUCGCCACGUCAUCUUGCGGACGUACGAUAGUUUAGGUGGCACGAGUCGUGGCACGAUCGGGUUCGGACCCGUCAAGGUCGCGAAGGCUUGGAAAUGCAACGUCCUGGAAGACGAUUUGGAAGAGUUGAAGCUUGGCAAGGACGGGUUGGACAUCGAACUGCGCGCGUUUGAGAUCGCGACCUUCAAAUUACUGCUGGCCUGAUGUGGUUCGGAUGGAUCAUUGGUUGACGACGUGACGAGAAAGCACGGAAUUGCGUGUAUGGCUGUAUAUUUACCUUUUGCCAGAAUGAUGUAUGGAUGUUGUGAGUCUCGCAUAUGGACAUGUGGCCGCGGCUGAAGAACUGUGGCCCCUAUCGAGUGUACGCCUGUGAGCCAUGAAUUGACGCAAAUAGUGUUCUGCUGCGUCAAUCUAAUUGCAUCCUGAGGUA
Dissoconium aciculare CBS 342.82 is the source of this 3745-nucleotide messenger RNA. RefSeq names its product glycoside hydrolase family 38 protein. Gene Ontology annotation, cellular component: fungal-type vacuole membrane. The record is from RefSeq and is a predicted model, not a curated record. Bases 244 to 3519 code for a protein of 1091 amino acids. Gene Ontology annotation, molecular function: carbohydrate binding; alpha-mannosidase activity. Lineage: Eukaryota; Fungi; Ascomycota; Dothideomycetes; Mycosphaerellales; Dissoconiaceae. The transcript has a single exon. Gene Ontology annotation, biological process: mannose metabolic process; oligosaccharide catabolic process.